AUGUUUUCGAAUGCCAUAAAAUUAGAAAACUUGAAUGAUUACUACAACGAUGCUGAAGAAUGUAUAAAGCCAUUUUUAUAUGCAUCCGAAGCUAAUGAAAAUAAAAUAGAGAAACCCAAUUUGAUUAAUAUUAAUAAGAAAAAGAAUGUAAAAAGCAAAAAUAAUAAUGAAAGAGGCGAAAUUUCGCUAACCGACUGUUUGGCAUGUAGUGGCUGUGUUACCAAUGAAGAAACAAAUUUUUUAAAAAAUCAAAAUUCAAUUGAAAUAUUAAAUAAUUUAAAAAAAAAAAAAAUUAACAUCAUUUCAUUAUCAUUACAAAGUUUAACAGCAUUGUCUGUGUAUUAUAAGUUGCCAAUCCAUACAACUCAAAAAAAAUUAUGUUUUUUUUUUAAAUCACUAAAUUUUGACUAUGUUUAUGAUUCAUCGUUGAGUGAAUUAAUCGCAUUAGAUCAGGCAAAACAAGAAUUCCUUUCAUAUUUUUAUAAAAAAAAUCCAGAUUUAUGUAAACAGACAAAAACCAAACUUGAUACUACGCAGACACCUAGUAGUGAUACAAAAACCGGGGAUAAACCAUUUGGAGGUAUUUUUAAAAAAUUUAAAAAUAAAGUAAUAAAUAAUGAAUCAAAAAAAGAAAAUGAUAAUACUAAUGAAACUCAAAAUAAUUCAAACAAUCGAUCCAUAAAACUUAAUAACGAUAAGGAACUAUUAAAUGACUAUGAAGAUACAACCGAUUAUAAAUGGGAUGAAAAUUUCCCAAUAAUAUGUUCUCAUUGUACUGGUAGUGUUAUAUAUGGAGAGAAAAAACUAGAUGAAAAUAUUUUAAAUGCAUUUAGUAAGUUAAGAAGCAGUCAAGAUAUACAAGGAAUCAUUUUAAAACUGUUACAUGUUCAGAAUAGCUUGUAUACAUACCCACUACUCAAAAAACAGCUUGCUAAUAGUUUCUUUGACAUGUAUAAGUAUAAAUUAAAAUUUAUAAAAAGUUUUGAAAAAUACUACCUAAAAAAUAACAAUUUAUUAAAAAAUACAUAUAGUAAUAAUAAUAAUGAUGAAAAAGAAAAUAAUGAAAAUAAAACGGAUGCACAUAUCCCUGUGUCAAUUUAUGAAAUAAAUCAUGUUUAUUUGUUAUAUUGUUUUGAUAAAAAAUUGGAAUCGCAAAGAAAUAAUAGUUCACAAAAAGAUGCUGUUGAUAAAAAUAUAGCAACAUAUUUGAAUUAUUUUAGUUUGAACAAAAUAGCUAAUAAUGUAGAUCUAAAUAGUUUAUAUAAUAAUACUAAUAAAACAAAUUUAAACAAUGGAUUUUAUUACGUAGAUUCCGUUUUAACAACUAUCGAACUUGUUGAAUUAAUUAAUAAAUUGCAAAUAAACUUUUAUGCAUUACCUGAAAUCAAUAUUGAUAAUAUUUACCCCCUAUUUGAAAAAAUAAACAAAUUUGAAUUAUCAAAUAAUAAUACAAAUAUCACUACCACAAAUUCUGUAGGUAUAGAAAAUUCUAAACAAGAAGAAAAGGACAAAAAAAAAAUACAAAAUACAUCUGAUGAAAAUACUGAAUUACAGAAAGAAACAAAUUUUAAUGAAUCUCUACAAUUUAUCUAUCAAAAUUUAUCUGAUAAAAUAAUUCGAUGUAGCAAUACAAAUAAUAUUUCGAUGGGGUAUGGAGAAGAAAUAUUUAAAUAUGUAUGUAAUAAAAUUUAUGGUUACAAUUUAGAUGAAAACAAUUUUAAUUUCAAAUAUAAUGAUAUAAUUGUAUUUUCUUUACAUGAAAACGAUAUUUGCGUUUUCAGAGUUGUUUUAUCUUAUGGUUUUAAAAGUAUGUAUAAUGUUUUAAAAAAAAUAAAAGAAGGAAAAUAUAUAAAGAGAGAUGAAAUAAAAAAAGAUUCCAAAAAAACAUACAAUGUUGAAAUUAAUUAUGAUCUUCAAUUUAAUGGUCAAAUUGAUUAUGUAGAAUUAAUGGCUUGUGAAAAAGGAUGUCUUUUUGGAUGUGCACAAAAUAUUUUCGAUGAAUAUGACAUUCCUGAUUUGUCUACAUGUUCAUGUUAUAAUCUUAAUAUUUUUAAAAAAGUUGCUGAGCAAACUGUUAUACAAAAUUUUGAUUUUCUUUCCAUAGAACAUGAUAAUGAAAAUACACUUUCAGAAAAUAAGGAAAUCCCAAAUUAUAUAUGUUGUUCAAGCAGGCAUCACAAAACAUUAUCCAUGAAUAAACUAUCUAGCCAAAUUAAAUAUAAUCAAAAUAAAAAAACGGAUAAAGAAAAAUUAUUUCAAGAUUUAUAUAACAAAAUUCAUAACAAUGAAUAUACAACAUAUGUUAAUUCAGAUGAAUCUACAAACGAUUCAACUGUUAAUUCAUUUUUAAAUAAUGUUUUUAAUAUUUUUAAUACAAAAACCUUUCAUAUAUUUAAAACCACUUUAACUUCAAAGAAGAAAUUGGACAUAAUUAGCUGGUAG
Messenger RNA from Plasmodium vinckei vinckei, 2442 nucleotides. RefSeq names its product cytosolic Fe-S cluster assembly factor NAR1, putative. The transcript has a single exon. Bases 1 to 2442 code for a protein of 813 amino acids. Gene Ontology annotation, molecular function: 4 iron, 4 sulfur cluster binding. Lineage: Eukaryota; Apicomplexa; Aconoidasida; Haemosporida; Plasmodiidae. The record is from RefSeq and is a predicted model, not a curated record. Gene Ontology annotation, cellular component: cytosolic [4Fe-4S] assembly targeting complex. Gene Ontology annotation, biological process: iron-sulfur cluster assembly.